AUGGCUUCAUACAUAGCGUCAAACGUUAACUCAUCCACCAUUGCCAAGGGCAUGAGCGGAGACACUGCGGGUUUCUACGGCAGCAGCACAACCGCAAUGGUGCCGCCUCCAGUAGUGAUUGCGUCCAAGACAAAUCAUCCAAAGAAUCAGCAAUAUCAAUCUACAUUUCAGGCAGACGAAAGAGGAAUCACACACCCCAGACGUUCAGCCAGCAAACGCGACAGAGACAACGGAAUCGAACAACCCUCAGCAAUAGACCAGUCCGCCACUGCAGCAAAUAACAGUGCAGAUUCUGCGGUCACACCCAAGUCGGCGCACGGCGUCACGUCAUAUGCAUCUAAUAAGAAAAAGAAGGUGACGUAUGCCCUGCCAAAUCAGAGUCGUGAGGAGGGUCACUUCUACGUUGUGUUGGGAGAAGAUAUCGAUGCAUCAACGGGUCGCUUUAAAAUACUAUCGCUGCUCGGUGAGGGUACAUUCGGGAAAGUUGUGGAGGCAUGGGACCGGAAGCGGAAAGAGUAUUGUGCGGUAAAAAUAGUACGUAAUGUGCCAAAAUACACUCGCGAUGCGAAAAUUGAAAUUCAGUUCAUGGAACGUGUUCGACUCUCCGAUGUGGAGGACCGUUUCCCUUUAAUGAAAAUCCAGCGUUACUUCCAGAAUGAAACGGGUCAUAUGUGUAUUGUGAUGCCCAAGUACGGACCAUGCUUAUUAGAUUGGAUAAUGAAACAUGGUCCUUUCAAUCAUCGCCAUUUGGCACAGAUUAUCUUCCAAGUUGGUGCGGCACUGGAUUACUUCCACACGGAACUUCAUCUCAUGCAUACGGACCUGAAGCCGGAGAAUAUUCUAAUGGAAUCUGGUGAUACUUCGGUAGACCCAAUGACACACAGAGCGUUACCCCCUGAACCAUGCCGUGUGCGCAUUUGUGAUCUCGGCGGUUGUUGUGACGAGCGCCAUAGCCGCACAGCAAUUGUGUCAACACGUCACUACCGCAGUCCUGAAGUUGUGUUGAGCCUUGGAUGGAUGUAUUCAACAGAUCUGUGGUCGAUGGGAUGUAUCAUUUAUGAACUUUAUACUGGGAAACUGUUGUAUGAUACUCAUGACAAUUUGGAGCACCUGCACUUAAUGGAGAAGACGCUUGGACGCCUUCCUGCCGACUGGUCUGUGCGGUGUGGCACGCAAGAGGCUCGUGACCUCUUUACUGCUGCAGGUACAUUACAACCAUGCAAAGAUCCCAAACAUAUCGCUCGCAUUGCACGUGCCCGCCCCGUGCGGGAAGUUAUUACUGAACCACUUUUGUGUGACCUCAUUCUAAACUUGCUGCAUUAUGACCGUCAGAGGCGUCUGAAUGCUCGACAAAUGAUGAGUCACGCGUAUGUGCAUAAAUACUUUCCCGAGUGCCGCCAGCAUCCCAACCACGUGGACAACCGCUCUAAACUCCCCCCAACACCUGUCAUGUAA
Trypanosoma brucei brucei TREU927 is the source of this 1455-nucleotide messenger RNA. RefSeq names its product protein kinase, putative. Gene Ontology annotation, biological process: protein phosphorylation. Gene Ontology annotation, cellular component: nucleus. The record is from RefSeq and is a predicted model, not a curated record. The coding region runs from base 1 to 1455 and encodes 484 amino acids. Gene Ontology annotation, molecular function: protein kinase activity; ATP binding. NCBI's taxonomy places the organism in Eukaryota, Euglenozoa, Kinetoplastea, Trypanosomatida, Trypanosomatidae. The transcript has a single exon.